CCGGGCGCCUCUCCUUCCCGCGAGCUUCUCCCUGGAGGAUGGGGGCCGCCCGGGAGACCGAGCAGCAGCCGCCGCCGCCGGAGCCCGAGCGGGGCGACGAGGAGGACGAGGAAGACGAAGAGGCGGCGGCGGCGGCGGGGCAGGAGGAGGCCGAGGAGGAGGCCUGGCCCGGGGGGUCUGGCGCCGCGAGCCCCUGGAACAUCAUGAUCAAGCACCGGCUGGUGCAGCGGAGGGGACGGAGGUCGCAGGUGAUGACCAGUUUCACAGACCCCGUGGUUUCCAUGGACCUGCUCCGAGCCGUCCUGCAGCCCAGCAUCAACGAAGAGAUCCAGGCUGUCUUCAGCAAAUACAUGAAGUUCUUCCAAAAGGCAGCGGGGAACGUGCGAGAGAAUGUCGGGGAGGAUGUGGACACGGAGCAGCUCAUCCAAGAGACGUGCCGGAGUUGCCUGGAACAGGCCAAGCUCCUCUUCUGCGACAGCAAGAAGUCGGCUGCCAGGCUGCCCCACGAAGUGCCAGCGAUGAAGCGUGCCAAGCCAAUGGAGGAGGAGAUGAGCCAGCAGGGAAGCCCCAUCCCCAGAAAGAGGAAAGGGCGGCCUCCAGGACAGAGCCAGGCAAACGACCGAGCGACUUCAGUCGGGAGCACGUGGAAAACCAAGUCCUGCGAACCAGUGCAGAGAGAUGGUCCCAAGUGGAAUCCCUCGCGGAUCACAGAGGCCACUACCUUCGUCCUUGGGUCAAGGGCCAACAAAGCCCUCGGGAUGGGGGGAACCAGAGGCAGGCUCUACAUCAAGCACCCCCACCUGUUCAAGUAUGCAGCUGAUCCUCAAGACAAGCACUGGCUGGCCGAACAGCAGCACAUGAGAGCCACAGGGGGCAAAAUGGCAUAUCUCCUCCUGGAAGAAGACAUCCAGGAUCUGGCUGUGAGCGAUGAUUACCGUUCUUCCAUGGAUCUGAAGAUGGACGAACUGAAGCCCUUCACUCCUCCGCCGUGGAUGACCGCCAAGAUGCGGAGGUUCAUGGAGACCCUUCGCAGUGAAGGGGAGCCGCAGCCGCUGGAGGGGACUCAGGACACAUAGGGCCUCAUGCUUCCUCCUCGAGCCGCCUGGCAGUGAUGUGCUUGCGAUGCCCACUGUGCUUCCUGAGGGCAGGCGAGAGAAGCCGCCGGGCCCAGCCUGGUCACCCGUGGGCAGUGAUGCAGCACAGGAUCCUUCCCAGGGGCUCACCUGCUUCCCGUUUCUGUACUUUAAUCUUCUUCUUGCUCUUAGGAAUAGUUUGGAAAUAAACACGUCCGCCUGA
This is a messenger RNA of Zootoca vivipara (common lizard), 1296 nucleotides long. The record is from RefSeq and is a predicted model, not a curated record. NCBI's taxonomy places the organism in Eukaryota, Metazoa, Chordata, Lepidosauria, Squamata, Lacertidae.